Molecule: messenger RNA, 2640 nt
Organism: Lachancea thermotolerans CBS 6340
Lineage: Eukaryota; Fungi; Ascomycota; Saccharomycetes; Saccharomycetales; Saccharomycetaceae
Product: ribonucleotide-diphosphate reductase subunit RNR3
Exons: 1
Coding region: 1-2640 (879 amino acids)
Biological process (GO): DNA replication; deoxyribonucleotide biosynthetic process
Cellular component (GO): ribonucleoside-diphosphate reductase complex
Molecular function (GO): ATP binding; ribonucleoside-diphosphate reductase activity, thioredoxin disulfide as acceptor
Source: RefSeq, a predicted model, not a curated record
AUGUUCGUGUAUAAGAGAGAUGGCCGUCGAGAGCCGGUCAAGUUCGACAAAAUCACCGCGCGUGUAUCCAGGUUAUGCUACGGCCUGGACCCCAACCAUGUGGACGCUGUGAAAAUCACUCAGCGUAUUAUCUCUGGUGUCUACGAGGGUGUGACGACUGUGGAGCUGGAUAACCUGGCCGCGGAGACAUGCGCGUACAUGACCACCAUCCACCCAGACUACGCGACCCUGGCAGCUAGAAUCGCUAUUUCCAACUUGCACAAGCAAACCACCAAGCAAUUCUCGCAGGUGGUAAGUGAUCUGUUCCAUUACGUCAACCCCAAGAACGGCAUUCACUCGCCAAUGAUCUCUCAGGAGGUCUUCGACAUAAUCCAAAAGCACAAGGACGAACUCAACUCUGCCAUUGUUUACGACCGUGACUUCCAGUACAAUUACUUUGGUUUCAAGACAUUGGAGCGCUCCUAUUUGCUGAGAAUCAACGGCGAAGUGGCCGAGAGACCUCAGCAUCUGAUCAUGCGUGUUGCCGUCGGCAUCCACGGAGACAACAUCCCAAAGGUGAUCGAGACCUACAACCUGAUGUCAUUGAAGUAUUUCACUCAUGCUUCCCCAACUCUUUUCAACGCUGGUACUCCUCACCCCCAGAUGUCUUCUUGUUUCCUGGUGGCGAUGAAGGAUGACUCCAUCGAAGGUAUUUACGACACUCUAAAGGAGUGUGCAAUGAUCUCCAAGACUGCUGGCGGUAUCGGGUUGCACAUCCACAACAUUCGUUCCACAGGUUCUUACAUUGCCGGCACAAACGGUACCUCUAACGGAUUGAUCCCCAUGAUCCGUGUGUUUAACAACACUGCACGUUACGUGGACCAAGGUGGUAAUAAGAGACCGGGUGCUUUUGCCUUGUACUUGGAGCCUUGGCACUCAGACAUUUUCGACUUUGUUGACAUCCGGAAGAACCAUGGUAAAGAAGAAAUUCGUGCUAGAGAUUUAUUCCCAGCACUGUGGGUACCAGACCUGUUCAUGAAGAGAGUUCAGGAGAACGGCGACUGGACCCUAUUUUCCCCAAGUGAAGCCCCCGGCUUGUCCGAUGUUUAUGGUGACGAGUUUGAAGCGCUGUACGAACGUUACGUUCAGGAAGGUCGCGGCAGAAAGACUAUCAAGGCCCAGAAACUGUGGUAUGCUAUUUUGGAAGCCCAGACAGAAACCGGUACGCCUUUCAUGCUGUACAAGGACGCUUGUAACAGAAAGUCCAACCAGAAGAACUUGGGUGUUAUCAAGUCCUCUAACUUGUGCUGCGAAAUCGUCGAGUACUCCGCUCCAGAUGAGACAGCUGUUUGUAACUUGGCUUCCCUUUCGCUUCCUGCGUUCAUCGAAACUUCCGAAGACGGUCAGACUCAAUGGUACAACUUUGACAAACUGCAUGAGAUUGCUAAAGUUGUGACACACAACCUGAAUCAGGUUAUUGACCGCAACUACUAUCCAGUUGAAAGUGCCAGAAACUCUAACAUGAGACACAGACCAGUCGCUUUGGGUGUACAAGGUUUGGCCGAUGCAUUUAUGAUCUUGCGUAUCCCAUUCGAUUCUCAAGAAGCAAAGGAGCUCAACAUCCAAAUUUUCGAGACUAUCUACCAUGCUGCCCUGGAGCGCUCCAAUGAAUUGGCGGUCGAGCAUGGACCAUAUGAGACUUUCGAAGGCUCUCCUGCUUCCCAAGGUAUCUUGCAGUUCGAUAUGUGGGACAAGAAGCCAACCGACCUAUGGGACUGGGAAACUUUGAAAGCUAAGAUUGUUAAGACCGGUUUAAGAAAUUCUCUGUUAUUGGCUCCAAUGCCUACUGCAUCCACUUCCCAAAUUCUGGGAAACAACGAGUGUUUCGAGCCAUACACCUCUAACAUGUACUCUCGUCGUGUUCUUUCAGGUGAGUUCCAGAUCGUCAAUCCUUACCUGUUGCGUGAUCUGGUCGACCUUGGUAUUUGGAACGACGCAAUGAAGUCCCACAUCAUUUCUGACAAUGGUUCCAUCCAAAACUUGCCAAACAUCCCACAGAAGCUGAAGGACCUAUACAAGACCGUCUGGGAGCUAUCCCAAAAAACUAUCAUCGAGAUGGCUGCUGACCGUGCUUGCUAUAUCGACCAGUCGCAAUCCUUGAACGUGCACAUUCGUGCUCCUACGAUGGGUAAACUGACUAGUAUGCACUUUUACGGUUGGAAGAAGGGUUUGAAGACGGGUAUGUACUACUUGAGAACCCAAGCUGCUUCUGCCGCUAUCCAGUUCACCAUCGAUAAGUCCGUUGCUUCCAUGGCGGGCGACAAAGAGGCUGAUCUUCAAAACUUGCAUAGGCCACUCUACGUUCCCCGCAAAAUGAACUUUAGCGAGGGCGCAGCUAAAGAUAAGGGAAUUGAGGCUCUCAGGGAAACCAGAGAGUCUUCUCCCUCGCCUUCCGUCGACUCAUCUUUGGCUAACAGCGUUGCCUCUCUUAAAAUUGAGGAGGCUAAACCUGUGACGCCCCCAGCUACUACAACAGACGUCGCUGCUGAAGCCAAGUCUGAGGCUACACAGCCAGAAAACGAGGAAUUUGACAUUUACAACUCCAAAGUUAUAGCAUGUGCCAUCGAUAACCCUGGCGCUUGCGAAAUGUGCUCUGGUUAG